AUGCAAAUUUAAACAAUAGGAAAAAUAGGCUUGGCCACAGUUACUUCAUUCUAUAUUUAUUAUUUAGUAUGGGUCUUGAUAACACCUUUUAUUGAUGCAAACCAUAAAGUUUAGAGCUACUUUCCUCAUAGAGACUACGCUUAUAUGAUUCCAACUGUUUUAAUUAUUUUUAUUGUUUCUAUUUUCUUUACUUUUAUUGGACUGGUGCUAAUAACUCCUUCUAAAAAGCAAAUAACAGCCCCUUAGAACGUUAAAGUUAAAAAUUCAGAAUGA
This is a messenger RNA of Tetrahymena thermophila SB210, 273 nucleotides long. RefSeq names its product dolichol phosphate-mannose biosynthesis regulatory protein. The transcript is spliced from 3 exons. Gene Ontology annotation, cellular component: dolichol-phosphate-mannose synthase complex; endoplasmic reticulum membrane. Gene Ontology annotation, molecular function: enzyme regulator activity. The record is from RefSeq and is a predicted model, not a curated record. Gene Ontology annotation, biological process: GPI anchor biosynthetic process. NCBI's taxonomy places the organism in Eukaryota, Ciliophora, Oligohymenophorea, Hymenostomatida, Tetrahymenidae.